This is a messenger RNA of Rosa chinensis, 2554 nucleotides long. RefSeq names its product sugar transport protein 5. The record is from RefSeq and is a predicted model, not a curated record. The transcript has 5 exons. Gene Ontology annotation, cellular component: membrane. Gene Ontology annotation, molecular function: monosaccharide transmembrane transporter activity. Lineage: Eukaryota; Viridiplantae; Streptophyta; Magnoliopsida; Rosales; Rosaceae. Bases 770 to 2278 code for a protein of 502 amino acids. Gene Ontology annotation, biological process: monosaccharide transmembrane transport.
UAUGAAAAAGAAGUAUAUACGCCACAAUAACUUCCUUAGCCGCAUAACAUCUAUCCUCCUCAUUUACCAAUUGCAUUGCUUCAAGACAAUCUGUCUCAACCUUCAUUCUGACCAACCUCCUCUCCGCCCAAGCUCCAACCCCAUUUUACUAGCCAAGAGCUCCGUCACCACCGAUGAAAGUUGUUGCUGAAAGCGCUACCCUAAUGCGGCUUUCAUUACUCCAAAAUCAUCCAGAAUAAUGGCCCCAGCUUCCUAACACCAAUACGAACACACGCAGCCCCAUCACUUUUGAGCUUAAACUUCCCUGAAUUAGGGGGAAACCAUCUCUUCACAGUAGCUCUUCCACAAUGCCUAUUCCCAGCAACCCCACUUCCAGCUGUCCUCACCAAGCCUCAUUGACUCCUUUUAAAUAGUUCACCCAAUUCUCAAAGAUAACACAAGGUUGCACUUACAGUUCCCUUAUGAUAACAAUUAUUUCGUUCAUGCCAAUCCAUCCAUAAUGGAAUAGCUAAGAGCUCAAGCUCUUCCUCACAUAAAGAUUUCAUAGCAUGCUCAAGAAAUUGAAUAGAAGUUGGAAACUAACAGGAUGAAUUUAGAGAGAAAGCCUGCCCUUUCCAACACAGCAACACACCGACCACAACUCCAAGUUGCGUGUAUAGGCGACUACAUCCCUUGUUGACAGCAGAAGCAGGUUCGUACGUAGACUUUUGGGUUCGGAGAAAAACUAGAAGAAAAAAGACCAGGAGAUCAAGAGAACAGAGCGCUCGAAAUGCCGGUGGAAGGCAUUGCCGUUGACAUCAAGCCAGUCACCGGCAUCAACAAUGGAAAGAUAACGCUGUCAGUGGUGAUUACCUGCAUUGUGGCUGCGUCUUGCGGCCUCAUAUAUGGCUACGACAUCGGAAUUUCAGGAGGUGUGACCACAAUGGUACCAUUCCUUAGCAAAUUCUUUCCGUCAGUGCUGAAGAAGGCAUCAGAGACCAAACCAAACAUAUACUGCGUGUUUGAUAGUCAGCUUUUGACAUCAUUCACAUCCUCUCUCUACAUAGCCGGUUUGGCCACAUCGCUUGUGGCAAGCCGUCUCACCAAGAUUCUAGGCCGAAGGAACAUCAUGCUCUUAGGUGGUUCUACCUUCCUUGUUGGGUCUGCUUUAAAUGGUGGAGCUGUUAAUGUUGCAAUGCUCAUCUUGGGUCGUAUCAUGCUAGGGUUUGGAGUUGGUUUCACGAACCAAUCUGCUCCCAUCUACCUCUCCGAAGUCGCACCACCAAAAUGGCGCGGAGCCUUCAGCACCGGCUUCCAGUUCUUCAUCGGAAUCGGCGUCCUGGCCUCCAGCUGCAUAAACUUCGCCGCCGCCAAGCACGAACACGGCUGGCGUUUCUCCCUCGGCCUCGCCGUAGUCCCCGCUGCCAUAAUGACCCUUGGCGCCAUCUUCAUUUCGGAUUCCCCCUCGAGCCUAGUCGAACGCAACAAGCUCGAGCAAGCGAAGAAAGCCCUAAUAAACAUCCGAGGCAAAGACACAGACAUCGAACCAGAGCUGGCGCUUCUCAUUAAAAAUAGUGAAAUUGCCAAAGCUAUCAACGAAGAGCCUUUUGUGACUAUAUUUCAGAGGCAGUACAGGCCUCAACUUGUGAUCGGAAUGAUUGCCAUUCCGUUUUUUCAUCAAAUGUCUGGGAUCAACGCCGUUGCGUUUUACGCACCGGUGCUGUUUCAGUCUGUAGGGUUGGGAAACGAUUCUGCUCUGAUUGCGGCGAUCAUACUCGGAAUGGUUAAUAUCCUUUCAAUUCUUGUGUCUACUUAUGCGGUUGAUCGGUGUGGGAGGAGAUUUUUGUUGAUGGAAGCUGGUAUCCAAAUGAUCAUUACUGAGGUUGCGGUGGCUAUUGUUCUAGCACUAACAACAGGUACUGACGGCACCAAGCGUAUCUCAAAGGGCUAUGCCAUACUAGUCCUGGUGUUGAUGUGUUUCUAUGCUGCUGCUUUUGCUUGGUCAUGGGGUCCUUUGAACUGGCUCAUACCAAUUGAGAUAUUCCCCAUGAAGAUUCGACCCACAGGCCAGAGCAUCGGGAUUGCUGUGAACUUUGCAGCUACAUUUUUGGUGUCCCAAACCUUCUUGUCAACGUUGUGCCAUUUCAAAUAUGGCACAUUCCUGUUCUAUGGAGGUUGGAUAUUCAUCAUGACCAUUUUUGUUGUACUAUUCUUGCCGGAGACUAAAGGGAUACCACUGGAGUCGAUGCAUACAGUGUGGGAGAAGCACUGGUAUUGGCGUCGGUUUGUUCUGGGUUAACCCGUGGGCGCUAUCAAUCAUGAAUAUUAGUACUGCGUUCUAGAUCCGAACAGAUGUGAUAAUGUACUUUUCUUAAGUUCCACUUCAUUUGUCACAUCAUUUGCUUACUGAAAUUGGUGACUCUAGAAUUGUGGCAACAUAGCCAUUUUCAAGUAGAUGUACAUUGAUGUCGCAGUUUUAUAACAACUAUUAACGUGGAUGUAUGACGUAUAUUCCAAAUAACAGAUUUUUGGUGGGAUAUAUAACAUAAAUCAACGAAAGCAGCCAUAGUAAAAG